AUGAAGGAUCGUACAUCCACCGCAGGUGUUGAACCAGUCUUCCCAGGGCCGUGGGACCAGUAUAACUUUUCGCCAGCUUCACGAACUCAAUACCCCAUCCGCAUCCACCGAACUACCGGCAUUGUCGAGAAUGAAGCCAAUCUACUUGACUUCAAGAGUACCAUUAUUCACGCCUUGAAGCAAUCCAAUGAAGUCAAAUAUUCCGAGCUCUACUCUUCAAUAACCGUCGACUUCGGCAAGGAAGUUUGUGGGCCUGUGACUUUAAGAAGUGGUCGAACAUCAACGGAUCAAACCGUCGCAUUGGCAUACGCUGAAAGUUCGCAGUGGGUAGGAUUUGACAGCGAUGAUUCUUCUUCCUUGCGGCCUUCGGUCUCAGACGGACACUUCGAAUUCCAAAUGGGGCCAAAUGAGACAUACACUGUACCGAUGGAGAAGCAAAGGGGAGGCUAUCGAUACCUCACCAUCUUCACCAAGACACCUGGCGCAAUCUUAGAGAUCAAAGAAGUCUCUGCAUAUUUCACUUCCAUGCCUCAUUGGCAGAACCUCAGAGCAUACUCAUCGUAUUUCUUCUCCAACGAUGAGCUUCUCAACCGCCUCUGGUAUGCAUCCGCAUACACCAAUCAACUGUCGACACUUUCAAAAGAUCAAUCUCGACGGUGUGAGCUUGAUUCUGGUUGGCUGAACAAUGCUAUUUGCUGCACUUCAGGAGAGACGGUAAUUACAGACGCCCCUCGAAGGGACAGGACAGUGUGGGCUGGGGAUCUCGCCAUCGUUGUCUGGUCACAAUUCGCUACUAUCGGUGACUCCAUCUCUAUGCGAAAUGCCUUAGAUACACUUUUCGAUGUCCAGAGUGAGAGAGGACAGUUUCCUUGGGCAGGACCGCCUAUUUGUCAUGACAGUGUCAGCGAGCUUGCAAAAUCUGGAGACUGGCCAUACAUUUCCGACUCUUAUCAUCUAUGGACAAUGCUCGUUGCCAGACAUUUCUUUCACUUAACAGGGGACUUGGAGUGGCUGAAGGCAAAGUGGCAAGGACUUGUUUUAGGGAUGCAGUUAACAGUAUCAAGAUUUCGGGUUGAUGAAGGACUAUAUUACUCCGCCGGAGAGUUAGACUGGGGUCGCUCAUCAGUUGAAGGCUUCAAUCUCUCCUGCAAUAUCCUCUUUCAUGAAACUCUUCUCAGAAUGGCACCUCUUGCAACACUACUUGCGUCUCCAGACCUCGCUUCACAGUGGUUGGAAAUAGCCUCCACGCUCAAACCAAAUCUGGAACGAUUUUGGGACCCCUCAAUUGGUUUAUACAAGGACAACCUGAAUGCACCUUAUCUCCAUCCUCAAGACGGGAAUUCCUUGGCAUGUUGGUUCGGCAUCUCUACUCACGAACGAGCUCAGAUAAUAACCACGAACUUGAAGAAGAGGUGGGGUCCGUUCGGUCCAAUCAAUCCUGAAUGUUCAGGCCCAGUAUCACCUUUCAUCUCGGGAUUUGAAUUGCAAGCCUUAAUUCACGCGAGCAGGAUGAACGAUGCACUGGCCAUGAUCCGCACUGCUUGGGGAUGGAUGAUUAACAAUCCGGCAAGCACUGGAAGCACGAUGCUCGAAGCCUGGGGUGCAGAUGGCAAAAUCACUUAUCCAUUUUACAAAGAUAAGCCGAGUUAUAUCUCCCAUUGCCAUCCUUUCUCCACCGGGCCGGUUCUCGUUUUAACCUAUGAGCUUCUUGGCCUCAAUUUUACCGAUGCAGGAGGUAAGAGUUGGGAAUUUAGACCCUGUGUUGGGGAUUUGGAGCAUUGUCAAGGAGGGUUUACGGGUACUCAUGGGAAGUACUCAGCUGGUUGGAGGAAGACGAGGGAGAAUGGAAGAAUUGUUUUUUCGUGCUGGGUAGAAGCUCCUGAAGGCACAACUGGAAGAGUUCGGUUACCAGUAUUGACAAGUGGAGGGCCAAAGAGCACAGGCAAGAAGGAAAGUGUCAAAUGCGAGAAUAAGGAUGGCUACGAGUGGCUUGAUGGCAUUUCAGGCGGAGAGCGUCAUAAUUUUGUUACUUAAGCCAGCAUCUAUG
Molecule: messenger RNA, 2047 nt
Organism: Hyaloscypha bicolor E
Lineage: Eukaryota; Fungi; Ascomycota; Leotiomycetes; Helotiales; Hyaloscyphaceae
Product: glycoside hydrolase family 78 protein
Exons: 2
Coding region: 1-2034 (677 amino acids)
Biological process (GO): carbohydrate metabolic process
Source: RefSeq, a predicted model, not a curated record